AUGGGUGUUGAUGUAGGCCGCAGGGUUAAUUUACCUGUUUCAUUUAUAGGAGGAUCGCGUGAUAUGCGAAGAAGGUACAUGGAUGCCAUGUCACUUGUGCAACGAUUUGGCAAGCCUGAUUUGUUUAUAAUAGUCACAUGUAAUCCUAAUUGGCCUGAGAUUAAAGAACUUCUCAAAUAUGUCGAUAAACCACAAAAUAGGCCAGAUCUUCUAGCUCGUGUUUUCUAUGCUAGACUUGAAGAGCUAAAAAAUGACAUCUUUAAGAGACACAUUUUUGGAGAAGUCAUAGCAUAUGCAUAUGUGUUUGAGUUUCAAAAAAGGGGACUUCCACAUGCUGACUUUCUAAUCACUUUGAAGAGCAAAUUCAAAAUUACAACUCCUGCUCAUUGUGAUGGAUUUAUAUCUGAUGAGUUUCCUAAUAAAGAAACUGAAGCCCACUUGUACAAUCUGAGAAAGAAGAAAGAAGUCAUAGGCAGACUUGUGACAGUCAAUCCAACUAAAGGAGAGCGUUACUAUUUACGCUUAUUACUGAUGAAUGUUAGGACACCCAAACAAUUUGACAACAUAAAAACUGUCAAUGGCAAUCAAGCAGUGACAUUUCGUGAGGUAGCUGAAAAUUUGGGUUUCUUAUAUGGGGAUCAUAUUGUUGAGAAGUGA
Messenger RNA from Ipomoea triloba (trilobed morning glory), 657 nucleotides. RefSeq lists its product as uncharacterized. The transcript has 2 exons. The record is from RefSeq and is a predicted model, not a curated record. Bases 1 to 657 code for a protein of 218 amino acids. Lineage: Eukaryota; Viridiplantae; Streptophyta; Magnoliopsida; Solanales; Convolvulaceae.